Botrytis cinerea B05.10 is the source of this 964-nucleotide messenger RNA. RefSeq lists its product as hypothetical. The record is from RefSeq and is a predicted model, not a curated record. NCBI's taxonomy places the organism in Eukaryota, Fungi, Ascomycota, Leotiomycetes, Helotiales, Sclerotiniaceae. Bases 96 to 737 code for a protein of 213 amino acids. The transcript is spliced from 4 exons.
GAUUUCACCAAAUUUUUGAUCACUUUUCUAUCCAGUCUACAAUUCUUUUUUCAGGCAAGCCUCCCACUUUAUUAACAUACAAUCCUCAAUAGAAAAUGGGAAACGAAGUAUCAGCACAAAGGGUUACCUUUGGUUCACAUCCACAAUCUGAGCAGGUUGAUCAAGAAACCUCCUUAAACACAGAAGCCCCAUUCACAAAAAAACGCAAACUUGAGGACUUUGAAGAGAGUCUCUCAAGUCAAAUUCCCAACAAACGCAGGAAACUGAACCAAAAUGAGGAUGGUAGUCAUAUUAUUCACACUCCUAAAUCUUUGAUAAUCAUCCUGAAAUGUGAUUCUCUAUCAUCGCUUCAAAGCGUGUCUCAAAACAGAGGAACGUCAAAAACAGGGAAAGAUGGCACUUCUAGUAGAGAGGCAGAGAUGUCCCUGGCAGUUCUGGAUAGGUUGGAUCAACAAGGACUGGAUUAUAUGAAUGGAAACAAACAGAAGGAAAGACGCUUGAGAAAGCAAUGGAAAAAGGCAACGGGCAGCAAAACUGGACGUGAUCCAAUUGGAACCCCAUCUUCAGUCCGUCUAAAGGCUACCAUUCCAACUGUUUCUUCAACUUCUUCAGAGCUCACAACUACCAGCACAAGUGAGAUCAAGGACCCUCAAAGAAUUAAAAUGAAGUUCAGAAUGAAAUAUACCCCAAGUGCAACUGCAUCAACAAGCUCUGCUACAGAGGAAAAGAUUAACUGAUUGUGAAGCUCAAGUUGCCCAAAUAAACUGAUUUCAUAUACAGUGACUUGUACGUUACGAUGGAUUCAGAUGCCAGAUGCCAGAUGUCGGAUUUGAUGAGUGAUAAUUGUGGACAAGAGAGAUGUAACAGCAAAGCACAUUGAUGGAGCAGGAAUCAAUAGGAUAUGUUGUUGUUUUACCUUUUAUAUGCUAAUAAAUAAUCUCAAUAAAUGUAAAUUUAGACCUCA